Molecule: messenger RNA, 228 nt
Organism: Racocetra fulgida
Lineage: Eukaryota; Fungi; Glomeromycota; Glomeromycetes; Diversisporales; Gigasporaceae
Source: the annotation of a GenBank genome assembly
AUGGACUACAUUAAUAAAAUAAUUGAAUUUAAAUAUGAAAAUAAAAUAGAGAUUAAAAAUGAUAAAAUUAAUAAUAAUGAUGAAGAGAAUGAUGACUCUUCUGAUGAAGAGACUCUGUCUAAACUCUUUAAAGAUAUAUCUAAAAAGAAAAUAGAUAUUGAGGAUGUCAAUGCUAAUAAAGAAGAUAAUUGUAAAAAGUUAGUUGGAGAAGAUAGCAAUAAUAACAAA